Molecule: messenger RNA, 693 nt
Organism: Fulvia fulva
Lineage: Eukaryota; Fungi; Ascomycota; Dothideomycetes; Mycosphaerellales; Mycosphaerellaceae
Exons: 1
Coding region: 1-693 (230 amino acids)
Source: RefSeq, a predicted model, not a curated record
AUGGCCACGAGCAGUUAUAUGCCAACAGUGGUGAUUGUCCCUGGAGCUUGGCACAAAGAUAUUCACGUUCGAUCGUUCAUGGAGGCAUUGGAAGAACGUCGCUACAAGACACGAUGCGUUGUACUGGCUACCGUUGACACGCAAGGACCACGACCGACGUGGGACGACGAGGUGAAUCGAAUUGUUUUCGCAGUACGAGAGGAGUUGGAUACGGGCCAGGAUGUUGCUCUUCUCCUUCAUAGCUACGCCGGCCUUCCAGGCACCGAGGCAGUCAAUCGUCUGGUCCAGGCGGGUACUCUCGAGUCAAGAUCUGGACAAGGUCGCCUGCAGAAUCUACUCUUCUUCGCAGCCCACCACUUUCCAAAAGGAUUCGUUGUAGAUACGAAAGAUUUCGUAGGGCCUGCAAAAUCAAGCUUUCACAUUAAUGAGUCCACAAAUAUGGCAAUCCACAACACGCCGUACGAAGAGUUCUUCACAGACAUUGCGACCAGGGAGGAAGCUCAGCCCUAUAUUGAUGAGAUGACAUUUGAAAGCCCUUAUCAAGGCCAUUCCAACGAUCUACAAAGCAGGCUACUGCCCCUAGAAUUGAGGGAGUUCUACCUCAUUCAAUUUGGACAGCUUGAAGUUCUCUUCACCCUGUUUCUUCAGCUCCAAAAGCCGCGGAGGUGCCUAGCUACAUUAGGCAACGCCUAG